Messenger RNA from Naegleria lovaniensis, 1569 nucleotides. RefSeq lists its product as uncharacterized. Bases 1 to 1569 code for a protein of 522 amino acids. The transcript has a single exon. Gene Ontology annotation, molecular function: toxic substance binding. NCBI's taxonomy places the organism in Eukaryota, Heterolobosea, Eutetramitea, Acrasida, Naegleriidae. The record is from RefSeq and is a predicted model, not a curated record.
AUGAUGGUUGGAAAAAUUAAUUUACGUAGAGAUCGUACCAAACGGUAUGAAAUAAUUCUUGAUUGCCUUCCUAGGUGGAGUGUCAUUCUUAUACUGGUACUUGUUCUAUUGCUUGUGGGUAUUCUAGUUGUGGUUUCUUUAUUUGCCUCUCCAACGGCUUCCAUCAACUUGACGAGAAGACACUCUAACGAUAUUACCAAUCAAACUGUGGUUGGUAACAUUACGCUCACACGAGAUGUGUUUACAGGUACUCAACCAAUUGUUGACAUUUUCGAAGAUAUUAGCGUUUAUAGUAUGGAAUUUAAAUAUACUGUUAAAUUCAAUCCGAUCGAUAAGGGAAAUAACACAUUUGCAGGUAUUUUGAAAGACGACUUGCUCAUGAGAGGUUAUCUUUAUGGAAGAAAUUCCAAAGAUGAAGAAUGGACUUUGAUAAAUACGAGAAAGGAAGAUGAAAACAUUACCAGGUCUCUUGCAUGUACACAAGUUGGAUAUAUCGGUCCAAUUUCUUAUAGUGGAUGCUGGCCAACUACAGUCUUUUAUUCACGAGUUAUUCGAUAUUCUCAAUACAAGACAGAGCUCUAUAUUUUGAACUUGGAAAAUGUGCACAAGGCCGGAUUAUUGGAAGAUGUUAUUGAAACUUCUUUUGUGGCAAAUAAUCCAAAUUACACAAGUUAUGAAUUGGGAUUUAGAAUGACCUUCUCAGUUUUGGCUUUGAUUCACUGGAUUGUAUUUGUGGUGGUUGUUGCUUGGUCACAACAAUGGUCAAGUUGGCACACGACUCAAAAAUGGCUGAUUGUGCUGUUAUUCCUUCAUAUUUGGUAUCACGAACCAUUAUAUCCAGCAAUGAUGCAUACUGGUUGGGAAGGAUUUCCAAUUGUCAACAUUAUUCUUAGCGUCUCCUUUGUGUAUGGAUUUUUAUUCUAUUUGCUCGUUUUCUUCCACUCUGUGUUUAAGGCACCACAGCACAGAACCUUCAUGAACUUUUACUUUACCAAGAUUGUAAUUGUUGGAAUUGCUUAUAUUUUGACAUUGAUUUUAAUGAUUUGGAGCAGAGUUUUCAAUGUUGCCAAUCCAAGUUCUGUAGAUAUUUCUUCCAUUCCAGGAUAUGUUUAUCUGGUUGCUGCCAAUGUUGUGUUUUUGGUGUUGUGGGGUAUUGAUCUAGCUUAUUAUAUUUUCCGUUCGAUGGGUGCUGUGGGUAAAAUGAAGCAAAAGUACUCGGGUAGAUUUAGGGUUAUUGGAUGCUUUAGUUUUAUUGUUGCUGCAUGCUUUAUUAGCGUGACCAUUACUGCCAAUGGCUUUAGAACUGAUAUCCAAUCACUGACCUUCCUACUAUUGCACGGUAUUGUUUAUGUUUACUUUGCAUGUCUUUCGGUUCUGUUAUUGCCAGGUCCAAGAGAAGAGAAAAAACCUGAACCUCGUACGGUCACCAUUGAUCCAACCCAAUCAGACAACACCAAGACAGAUGUGAACAGCGCAAAGGCAAACAGCCCAAGAGACAACGCAGAAGAUGAUGAAGUUCAAAUUACAGAUGUCGUACUCUCCAGAAAUGAUGAAGACGAACAUGUGUAA